AUGCUUUCUUGGAAAUCAUUUCAUCAAUUGAGUGUUUUGCGUUGCCCAUGGAUUUUUAUUUUCCUCUCAGUACUCCCAGUUGUUUAUUGUAUGAAAUCAGAAGUCAUUGUGCCAAAUACUGAUCUUGAUCUUUCCUCUGAAGUUCGCGAUUAUAAAUCGAAUGAUACUAUGAAAGAAGUCAGUCCGAUUAGUGAAGGAUUUAUUUUGCUCUCUGAUAAUCGGAAAAAACAAGCAUCAUCGAAUAUAUCGACAACUCCAUGUAAAAAUACAACGAAGAAAAUGACGACGAAAACAAUGGCAGUCAUGGAAGCAUUGAAUCAUACGAUGAAUUCAGUUGAAAACUAUUCACUUCAUCAUCGAAAUCGACGACUGUUGAAUGAGGUCAGUGAUGAUACGAAGACUGACACAUUAUCACCCUCAGUACAGUCGGUAAUGAAUGAUGAUAUUGGCGAUGUCGGCAGUUUUCUCCGAGUUGCUGACGAUGAUCAAUUGGCUAAACAAUUGAUAAAUCUUGCGGUUACCGUUGAUGGGAGUGGAUUCACCACCGAAGAAACAUCAGAAGCAACAUCAACAUCUACUAUUUCGACAAUAACUGUAUCGUCGUCAUCGAUUAAUACAGGUUCGUCAGAAUAUGUGACUUCAGUAAGCACGUCGGUUUCAUCUCAAGAAACAAUCACAUUAACGCAGUUAAGUACUGCAAGUCCCGUAUCAAUCGCUAUGACUACAACUGAAGAAGUGACAAGUGAAACAGUUAGCGGCGUCACACAAGAAACAGUUCGAUCAACGCCUGCGAUCGUUGAAGAUACUAGUGUCAGCAUGACCUCGGAAUCUUCCACCACUGCUAUUGCAACUGAAUCCACAGGAACCGUUAUGCAAACAGGUAGUAUGGAGACCGACACGUCAACGACUACUAACAUCCAAAUCACCUCACCAUUCGCCAGCGCCACAACUAGUACUACUAGUACGUUAACAUCAACGACUGAAACUUCACCAAGCGAUACAUCAACCAGCAUAGCCAUACAGACAGGAACCACGGAACCCACCUCAAGUACUACUGUAACAGCUACCGACAGUUUUCCAUCAUCUACCACUUCAGCUACUACGGGUGCUUCCGGUAUAACCACGCAAAUCACUGAAACUAUCACCAGUAUCAGCAGCGAUACGACAUCAUUGGUAUCCGUAGCUGUAAGCACAAACGCCACCCCGCAACAUCUCACAACCACCGAAACAACGAUCACAGAAACCUCUCUAACCGGCACUACUCCUUUCAACACGACUCCAUCAAGCAUCACCACAAAAACCUCUACAACAACCGUCGACACAGGCAGUUCCACCAUAAGCACACCACAACUGACAGGUGCUGAUAUUUCAACAACCAUAGCUGGAACAGAAACUGACACUUCUCUAACAACCGCACAAGUCACCGCCACACAGUCAUCCACUACUAGCAUCGAUACAUCUAGCGACAGCUCCACAACCACGGUUUCACCCACAGGCACCCACAUAUCCGCGUCGACCAUAAGUUUGGACACAUCCACUUCAACCACGACACUGCCAGUCACCGGCACCGAUAUCUUCUCUACAAACACCACUCUCAGUAGCGCAAGCUCAACACCCAACAACGAAGUGACAGGAACCGAAAUGCCCACAUCAUCAAUCACUCUGGGCACAGGUAGUUCGACAACAAUGACCCAGGGUACUGGCAGUUCCACCACACCAGUCACAGUGACAGGUUCCGAAAUACCUACAUCAUCAAUCAGCCUCGGUGCGGACAGCUCGACAACAACCACUCAAGGCACUGGCAGUUCGGCAACAACCAUCCAGGGUACUGGCAGUUCCGCCACUACUGUUCCAGUGACAGGUUCUGAGAUACCCACAACAUCUAUCACUCUUGGAACAGGCAGUUCAACAACAACCACGCAAGGUACCGGCAGUUCCACCACAACAGUUCCAGUGACAGGUUCUGAAAUGCCUACAUCGUCUAUCGCUCUUGGAACAGGUAGUUCCACAACGACCACACAAGGCACAGGCAGUUCAACAACAACCACCCAAGGUACUGGCAGUUCCACGACUACAGUUACAGUGACAGGUUCUGAAAUGCCGACAUCAGCUAUCACUCUCGGAACGGGUAGUUCAACAACGACGACUCAAGGCACAGGCAGUUCGACAACAACCACCCAAGGUACUGGCAGUUCCACCACUACAGUUACAGUGACAGGUUCUGAAAUGCCGACAUCAGCUAUCACUCUCGGAACGGGUAGUUCAACAACGACGACUCAAGGCACAGGCAGUUCUACAACAACCACCCAAGGUACAGGCAGUUCCACCACAACAGUUCCGGUGACAGGUUCUGAGAUACCCACAUCAUCUAUCCCUCUCGGAACAGGUAGUUCCACAACAACGACUCAAGGCACUGGCAGUUCGGCAACAACCACCCAAGGUACUGGCAGUUCCACGACUACAGUUACAGUGACAGGUUCUGAAAUGCCGACAUCAGCUAUCACUCUCGGAACGGGUAGUUCAACAACGACGACUCAAGGCACAGGCAGUUCUACAACAACCACCCAAGGCACUGGCAGUUCCACCACUACAGUUACAGUGACAGGUUCUGAAAUGCCCACAUCAUCUAUCACUGUUGGAACAGGCAGUUCGACAACAACCACUCAAGGCACAGGCAGUUCGACAACAACCACCCAAGGCACUGGCAGUUCCACCACUACAGUUCCAGCCACAGGUUCUGAAAUGCCGACAUCAGCUAUCACUCUCGGAACGGGUAGUUCGACAACGACGACUCAAGACACAGGCAGUUCUACAACAACCACCCAAGGUACAGGCAGUUCCACCACAACAGUUACAGUGACAGGUUCUGAAAUGCCCACAUCGUCUAUUACUCUUGGAACAGGCAGUUCAACAACAAUCACGCAAGGCACUGGCAGUUCCACCACUACUGUUCCGGUGACAGGUUCCGAAAUACCUACAUCAUCUAUCACUCUCGGAACAGGUAAUUCCACAACAACCACCCAAGGCACUGGCAGUUCGACAACAACCACCCAAGGUACUGGCAGUUCCACCACUACUGUUCCGGUGACAGGUUCUGAGAUACCCACAUCAUUUAUCACUCUUGGAACAGGUAGUUCCACAACGACCACACAAGGCACUGGCAGUUCCACCACAACAGUUCCGGUGACAGGUUCUGAGAUACCCACAACAUCUAUCACUCUUGGAACAGGCAGUUCAACAACAACCACGCAAGGUACCGGCAGUUCCACCACUACUGUUCCGGUGACAGCUUCUGAAAUGCCGACAUCAUCUAUCACUGUUGGAACAGGCAGUUCGACAACAACCACUCAAGGCACAGGCAGUUCGACAACAACCACCCAAGGUACUGGCAGUUCCACCACUACAGUUACAGUGACAGGUUCCGAAAUGCCGACAUCAGGUAUCACUCUCGGAACGGGUAGUUCGACAACGACGACUCAAGACACAGGCAGUUCUACAACAACCACCCAAGGUACAGGCAGUUCCACCACAACAGUUACAGUGACAGGUUCUGAAAUGCCCACAUCGUCUAUUACUCUUGGAACAGGCAGUUCAACAACAAUCACGCAAGGCACUGGCAGUUCCACCACUACUGUUCCGGUGACAGGUUCCGAAAUACCUACAUCAUCUAUCACUCUCGGAACAGGUAAUUCCACAACAACCACCCAAGGCACUGGCAGUUCGACAACAACCACCCAAGGUACUGGCAGUUCCACCACUACUGUUCCGGUGACAGGUUCUGAGAUACCCACAUCAUUUAUCACUCUUGGAACAGGUAGUUCCACAACGACCACACAAGGCACUGGCAGUUCCACCACAACAGUUCCGGUGACAGGUUCUGAGAUACCCACAUCAUCUAUCACUCUCGGAACAGGCAGUUCGACAACAAUCACGCAAGGUACAGGCAGUUCCACCACAACAGUUCCAGUGACAGGUUCUGAAAUGCCCACAUCGUCUAUUACUCUUGGAACAGGCAGUUCAACAACAAUCACGCAAGGCACUGGCAGUUCAACCACAACAGUUACAGUGACAGGUUCCGAAAUACCUACAUCAUCUAUCACUCUUGGAAUAGGCAGUUCAACAACAACCACCCAGGGUACUGGCAGUUCCACCACUACAGUUACAGUGACAGGUUCUGAAAUGCCGACAUCAGCUAUCACUCUCGGAACGGGUAGUUCGACAACGACGACUCAAGGCACAGGCAGUCCUACAACAACCACCCAAGGUACCGGCAGUUCCACCACAACAGUUCCAGUGACAGGUUCCGAAAUACCCACAUCAUCCAUCACUCGUGGAACAGGCAGUUCAACAACAACCAUCCAGGGUACUGGUAGUUCCACGACUUCUGUUCCAGCGACAGGUACCGAAAUACCCACAUCAUCUAUUACUCUUGGAACAGGCAGUUCAACAACAACCACGCAAGGUACCGGCAGUUCCACCACAACAGUUCCAGUGACAGGUUCUGAAAUGCCCACAUCGUCUAUCGCUCUUGGAACAGGUAGUUCAACAACAAUCACGCAAGGUACCGGCAGUUCCACCACAACAGGUCCAGUGACAGGUUCCGAAAUAGCUACAUCAUCUAUCACUGUUGGAACAGGCAGUUCGACAACGACGACUCAAGGCACAGGCAGUUCUACAACAACCACCCAAGGUACAGGCAGUUCCACCACAACAGUUCCGGUGACAGCUUCUGAGAUACCCACAUCAUCUAUCACUCUUGGAACAGGCAGUUCGACAACAACAACCCAAGGUACUGGCAGUUCAACCACAACAGUUACAGUGACAGGUUCCGAAAUACCUACAUCAUCUAUCACUCUUGGAACAGGCAGUUCGACAACAACCACCCAAGGUACUGGCAGUUCCACCACAACAGUUACAGUGACAGGUUCCGAAAUACCUACAUCAUCUAUCACUCUUGGAAUAGGCAGUUCAACAACAACCACCCAGGGUACUGGCAGUUCCACCACUACUGUUCCGGUGACAGGUUCUGAAAUGCCCACAUCAUCUGUCAGUGUUGGAACAGGCAGUUCGACAACAACCACUCAAGGCACAGGCAGUUCGACAACAACCACCCAAGGCACUGGCACUUCCACCACUACAGUUACAGUGACAGGUUCUGAAAUGCCGACAUCAGCUAUCACUCUCGGAACGGGUAGUUCGACAACGACGACUCAAGGCACAGGCAGUUCUACAACAACCACCCAAGGCACUGGCAGUUCCAGCACUACAGUUACAGUGACAGGUUCUGAAAUGCCUACAUCAUCUAUCACUGUUGGAACAGGCAGUUCGACAACAACCACCCAGGGUACUGGCAGUUCCACCACAACAGUUCCGGUGACAGGCUCCGAAAUACACACAUCAUCUAUCACUCUCGGAACAGGUAGUUCCACAACAACGACUCAAGGCACUGGCAGUUCCACCACUACAGUUACAGUGACAGGUUCUGAAAUGCCGAUAUCAUCUAUCACUGUUGGAACAGGCAGUUCGACAACAACCACUCAAGGCACAGGCAGUUCAACAACAACCAUCCAGGGCACUGGCAGUUCCACCACUACAGUUACAGUGACAGGUUCUGAAAUGCCGACAUCAUCUAUCACUGUUGGAACAGGCAGUUCAACAACAACUACCCAAGGUACUGGUAGUUCAACCACUAGAGUUACAGUGACAGGUUCUGAAUUGCCCACAUCAUCUAUCACUCUCGGAACGGGCAGUUCGACAACGAGCACGCAAGGUAGCGGCAGUUCCACCACAACAGUUCCAGUGACAGGUUCCGAAAUACCUACAUCAUCUAUCGCUCUCGGUACCGGUAGUUCCACAACAACCACCCAGGGUACUGGUAUUUCCACGAUUACAGUUCUGGUGACAGGUUCUGAGAUACCCACAUCAUCGGUCACUCUCGGAACAGGCAGUUCAACAACAACUACCCAAGGUACUGGUAGUUCCACCACUACAGUUACAGUGACAGGUUCUGAAGUGCCCACAUCAGCUAUCACUCUCGGAACGGGUAGUUCGACAACGACGACUCAAGGCACAGGCAGUUCUACAACAACCACCCAAGGGACUGGCAGUUCCACCACUACAGUUCCAGCCACAGGUUCUGAAAUGCCCACAUCAUCUGUCACUCUCGGAACAGGUAGUUCCACAACGACCACACAAGGUACAGGCAGUUCAACAACAACUACGCAAGGUACUGGCAGUUCCACGACUACAGUUCCUGUGACAGGUUCCGGAAUAACCACAUCAUCUAGCACUCUGGGAACAGGUAGCUCGGCAGCGACGUCACAAAGCACUGGAAGGCAGACGUCGAGUUCUACUACGACUAGUGUGACGACAAGUUCUUCCACACUAAGCACAUCGUUGACAAGUACAGCUACAACGGCGGUUACAUCGUCGUUUAAUACUGUAUGCGGUUGUACGAAUGCAAGCGUUUCUGAAUGUGUUCUGGUCCAAAAUUCGGGUGCUGUUUGCAAUGCCAGUACAAGUGGUGUGCAGACAAUCGAAACAACAUGUUCGUGCAAUAACGGAAGUCGGGCAAUAGUGAGCAGAAGUAAUAUUAGUUGCAUCCCAACUUGUCCUGUUACUGAAACUGUUCUGAAGAAUAGCGUGAGUCCGGUGAAUCUUCUGAUGCGUGUCACGCCUGUGGUGUUGCCAUUUCCAUAUCAAUAUACUAACGAUGCACUCAGUCACAAAGUGGUUUGGGUCACAGACAAAGGAUACAUUACAUUGGAUAAACCGUUGUAUGCUAUCGAACCAACGGAAAAUGGUCUACCAGAGACGGCCUAUAUCGCACCUUUCUGGACUAAUCUGUUGUACGUAAAUGAAACGACUAGCAUCAAAUCUGUCGUCCAUAAUGGUUUGUCUGCUGGUUCGACUAUUUCAGCAAAAGUUAGAAAUACAGUUGCUCGGCAGAAUCAAACGGAUGUUGUCGACGAACUCGUAGUCUACCGUGUUGUAGAAAUCGAAUGGGACAAGCUAGUUACUAGUAUUUAUAGCAGCAACACUAACACAUCGUCAAAUUCUCAAGAUCUUGUUUUCAAUGCAUAUUUAAUUAACGGACCUUCAAGUAACUUUACCUUUUGGAAUUCGUAUCUGCGAUUUGAGUAUAACAUCAGCAAAGCUGUAAACAGUUCUAACUAUCAGCCAAUCAUUAUCGGUGCGUGUUAUCGCAAUGAAAAUGAUACAACGCAUAAAUCAAGUGUUUCAUUUACAAGUCAAAUCUUGGAUUUCAUCAAAGAUGGUAAUGAUGUUCGAACAUAUUUUCUCAGCUCAAGAUUACUAAGUACAUGUGAGCAAUGGUAUUGGAAAUCAUAUACGGAUGUCAUAUUUAAACGAGCUGUGAAUCUGACGAAUGUCAAACGAAACCCAUGUCCUUGCUCAUAUUCUCAAGCUUUAUCGGAUUUUCGAUUCUAUAAAUUAAAUAGUGAAAAUCGUCUGGAACGCAGUAAUAACAUUGCCUGUUUCGUUCCUCUGAAUAUUUUCCUACCACAAUCAUCUGAUAACUCAGCUUACCAACAAACAUGUUGUUACCAUACGGUAGAAGGAUCAUUGGUAACAUCGGGUGAAUUUGCUGGGUCAAUUCUUGACCAAGCAGCAUUAAUAUCAUUACGACCUUUAAUUUAUCAGCCACAACGUAUUAAAGAACGCGAUUAUUGUUGUAUUGCAAGAAAUGGAAGUAUCGAUUGGUCUCAAUGGUGUAAUUUGUAUUACGAAAUUCGACCUGCAAGUACUUGUGAUGGAUAUCAACCACCUCAACAAGCUUGGUUUGGCGGUGAUCCACAUAUCCAAACAACAGGAAAUGCAGGUUAUACCUGUAAUGUGUACGGUUCAUUUAUUUAUGCUCAAACAACGGCAAUCGCUAAUGCCACAGCGAAUAGCAAUGUUCAAACGAAUUCAACGAUUAUAAAAGAUUUAGUUAGCGAUGAUCUAUUUUCAAUUGUUGCUCGAACAAGUAUAACGACAGCUUUACUACGAUCUAAUGAAUUUUACAAUAAGACGAUCUCAUAUUUCUCGUCAUUCUCACUCUAUCUCGGAUGGAAUAAUUCAGUUAUUAUCGAUGUGAAUAUUGAUUCAACAGCCACAUAUCAAUUCAAGGUGAAUUAUUUAACGGCAAAUGAUAUGACCAGACGAAAUCCCUUCAAUCUAUCUAAUGAUUUCGUUGAGUAUUUCUAUUAUCCCACAUCCACGACGAACUCGACAAACUAUUUCUUUGCAAUUACCAAAGAAAAUCAAACGAUAUCAGCAUCUACUUGGAAUACUUAUAGUACAACUGGUCAAAACGUAUCCGUACAAGCUCAAGUACCCAAAUUAACAGUUACAACUUGGUCUGGUUUGGCAUUACAAUGCUAUCUCAUAACGAAUAAUAUGGCGUGUACGUUGUUAUUGCCGGUAAAAUAUACUGAUAGUGUCGAAGGUCUCGCUUUUGGUAAUCAGAUAGCUAAUGAUGAUCAAUAUUGUCUUAAGAAUUCAGUAACACUCAAUGGCGCUGAACAAUUACAAUUGAAUCGAAGCAAUCUCAUGAAAUGGUUUAACACAUCUGCAUCAAGUACUUAUCGAAACUAUAUAAAUACUGUGUCAUGUUCUUCUACGAGCUCAUCAACACACGACUUUUGUGUACAAGAUACAUUACUUUCUCAGUCAUCGCUCCUGGGACAGCUAACUGUGAAAAGUUCAACCGAUUAUACAACGGCUAACACUGUUCUUAGCACUAAUCCUCCAAGAAUAACUCUAGUAGACGCAACGUCGAUCGACACACCAUACACAUAUUUAUUAUCAAUACCACAUAACAAUACUUUUCAAAAUUCAACACUCAAUUAUAUAAACGUUACCAUUGAUUUAAUCUCAUCAGUUCUAGUCCAAAUACGCGAAACAAAUACAAGCAUUCCAGUCAAUUGUAUUGACAAUGGUAUAUGGUAUUCUUGUCCUUUUUCGUAUACGAAUACAAAUAAGAAUCUUCUUCAAUUAACAAUUAUCGCGACGAAUCUUGAUGCAAGUUUAACGACUUACCAGAAGAUUCAGUUGAUCGUCAAUGAAUGUGUAUACGGUAAUCCAGUUCGAAAUAAUCCAACGAUUAUAUCAUCAGCAGUUCAAGUUUUAUUUUGUGUUUGUGAUACAACCGCAACAGGUGAUUAUUGCGACAAAACUAUUAGCUGUACUGAUAUGACUGCUUGCCGUUUGAAUUUUAACUCGAACGUAUCUUGUGUUGUAAAUAUAUCAGCUAUUACAAUGAAUACUGGACAAGCUCCAUAUCAAUGCAUGAAUAAAGUCACAAACGUACCAUGUACAAAUACAACAGACUGUUGUCGGCAAGGUUAUCAAUUUAAUGCUGAUGUCCAACAAUGUUUGUUUCGACCGGUGUGUAAUGAAACUAUAUGCGGAUUAAACAAUACGUGUCAAAAUUCAGAAUUGCAAUCGAAUGGAUAUAUUUGUAUAUGCAAUGGCUCAACAACUUUCGAUGGUACAACUUGUGUUCAAAAGAAAGUCUGUGAUAAUGCGGCAAAUUAUCCUGGUGGUUUUAUUCCUUGUACUGGUCAAUUCGAAGUAGCUGUUGAUUCGGGAACUGAAUGCAUAUGCCAGUGUCAAUCCGGCUACACUAAUUCAUCCGGUGUUUGUACAAGCAUAUCAGCAAAUGUCGUCUGUGAUAAUACAACUUAUAUAUGUCAUAAUAUGUCUGCACCAAAUGACUUUUUCUGUCAAUUUCGAACACAAGUUUAUAAUAUUAGUACGAAUUCAUGUCAAAGUAUAUUUUGUUCAAAAUAUUGUCAGUAUGGUAAUUGCUCUGGUAACGAAAAAAGUUAUUCAUGUCAAUGUCCACCAGGAAGAACAUUGAAUCAUGCACUAAACUGUGCUGUUUGUGACAACGGUUUAGCUGGUCCGAAUUGUUCACUGAUAUGUGAUUGUGAAUUCGGUGAAUGUAACGUCAAUGCCACUGGUGAAGCAGAUAAAUGUAAAUGCGCCAAUGGUUACACAGGAUAUCGAUGUGAUCGAUAUAUCGACUUUUGCAGUCCAAUUAAUGAUACUUGUAAUACCAAUAGAACAAAUCAAAUUUGUAAAUUAUCACCCACAAACACGGAUCUAUCGAAUUUGCUGGCAGGCUACAGUUGUCUCUGUCAAUCUGGUUAUGAACGAGUAUCGAAUAAUAGCGCUUGUAUAGAUAUUAAUGAAUGUUUACUUGCAUCGAUGCAAGAAAAUAUCUGUCCGGAAUCUACGACAACAUGUGUAAAUCUCGAAGGAUCGUAUCGUUGUGAUUGUCUACCAGGCUACAUAAAGAGUAAUAGCAUAAAUACUGAUGCCUGCGUCGAUAACGAUGAAUGUACGGCGAAUUCAAGUGCAUGUGCGGCAUACUCUAAUUCAUAUUGCGUCAACCUCGUGCCAUUUUACGAAUGCCGUUGUAAUUAUGGAUAUGCACCCAAUGGUGACUAUAAUCAAAUAUAUACUGCAUUGAAAAAAAAUCAAACAUGUCAAAUCUAUGAUCAAUGUGCCGCUAAUCAUAUUGAUUGUGGUGGAGGAAAGUGUACUAAUAGUACCGAUAGGUCGGCACCAUUACCAGCCUGUUACUGUGACAGUCCAUUACAACUUGUUCGUAUUUCUACCAACAAAUAUGAUUGUAUCUGUGCAGCUGAUUCAUAUUACUACAAUGCAGGAGUGUGUACUCCUCGACCUGAUCCAGGCCAAGGUCUUUCUGGAGAAUCCCAUUUCCGUAUAACGAUUAGUUGUGAAAAUCAAUCAACUAUCUUAGAUGAAAUUCUGAAACAAUUCAAUGCAACUUUUGGAUACUCAUACAAUUUAGCAAUUACAAACAGUUCACUUGGCUGUGAUGAAACGGGUUAUAUUGAUGUUACAUUUGAUCUAAGAACGAAUGAUAAUAUAACUAUACAAAAUAAUGCUUUUGAAGUGUUAACAAAUGUAACAAACAAUCUCAACUUAAAUCUUUACAGUGUUGGUAAAUGUAAAAAUAUCACAACGUCGCUCACCAAUGUAACCGGAUGUUAUCUAUAUAAUUUAUGUGAUCUAUGCGGCACUAAUGCUGGACGUGGAGUUUGUACGACAGGAUCGACUGGUACAGGACGAUGUCAAUGUUUUGUUAAUACAGCUAAUCCAUCGUCAUCGGCUACUGAUGAAUUUUGUUAUUCAACAACCACCGAACCGACGCUUUCCACGUCAUCACCAUCAUCAAAUUGGACACCGAUUAUAGUUGGUGUUCUGGCUGGUCUGGCCGGCUUAUUCUGUGCGGUAACAUGCUGUCUAUUAGCUAUUGCCGCUUGGCGUCGACGACGACAUCCCUAUGAUCCAGAUGAGUUAUUAGUUCGUCGUAUAUGGCAUUUACCACGCGCUCAAGUACCUAAAGAAGUAACAGCUGAGAAUGUUCGAACAUACAUACAAAGUCAAUCGUCGGUUAACACAUCAACAAGUGCGCAAGAUAGUGAAACAUACAAUAGUGAUCGUUCAACGUACCGUACGAAUUAUGAUCCCAACACGAAUGGAACUGUGACCAGUACGUUUUUCAAACAAUUGGAUCAAGAUAUGGGUCCAAGAUUACGUGCAACUAUGACAAGACCUAAUACAAAUGCUAUGCUUGCUAGUUUACCAACGGCAACAGCAUCAUCGACCACAACAUCAUCAUUUACAGCAUCAACCUCAGACAUAGAUGAUCCCAUUCACGAACUCGACGAUGUGAUACUCGAUGAUGAUAUUGCAAUGACGUUUCAUGAUCCAUUAGACGAUCUUUUUCAAGACAACGAAAUGCUUGAAGUGAUAAAUCCAAAUUUAAAAUUACCACGACCACAAGUGGAUUCUCAACCUACGGGUCUCUUCUCAUUUUUCACUCGACAUUAA
This is a messenger RNA of Adineta ricciae, 11871 nucleotides long. The record is from the annotation of a GenBank genome assembly. NCBI's taxonomy places the organism in Eukaryota, Metazoa, Rotifera, Eurotatoria, Adinetida, Adinetidae.